Messenger RNA from Leucoraja erinaceus (little skate), 8523 nucleotides. RefSeq names its product leucine-rich repeat and transmembrane domain-containing protein 1 (gene lrtm1). Gene Ontology annotation, cellular component: plasma membrane. Gene Ontology annotation, molecular function: protein binding. Lineage: Eukaryota; Metazoa; Chordata; Chondrichthyes; Rajiformes; Rajidae. The transcript has 3 exons. The record is from RefSeq and is a predicted model, not a curated record. The coding region runs from base 531 to 1640 and encodes 369 amino acids.
UUGAUUUCAGACGGCAGGUUUAUUUCUGUCGCCUCAACUUCAGACAGAUUGAAAACACGUGAAAGCGGAGCUGUCAUGCGUUGAUUUGUGAAGCGCAGCUGUCGUGCGUAAACUCCCAGCCUCCGCUCGCUCACAUGGUGUGUUCAGUCCCAGCUGUAGAGACCUGCUCCCCACACGGUACAAACACAGAGCCAUAGAGACCUGCUCCCCACACGGUACAAACACACUGAGCCAUAGAGACCUGCUCCCCACUGUCUGUACCAACUCUGGGGAGCGCACGUCGUCUAAUACAACAGCAGACAGCUUCCAUUUCCAAGGUCACUCUUCACAACCGACACUUGACUUCCCGAGCUGACUAAAGUCUCUGUGGUUUGUGGUCAAAUGGAACAUUAGAUCGUGGGCAGCAGGAACCCAAAUCAGCGUUAAAUUGUGCCGAAGAUAGACACAAAAAGCUGGAGUAACUGAGCGAGUCAAGCAGCAUCUUUGGAGAGAAGGAAUGGGUGACGUUUCAAUUCUGCCUAUUCAUUUUAAUGCUGCAGAUGUACAGUAACUGGAGUGGUUCAGUUCUCUCUCAAGGGAAAGAAAACGACAAGUUAGAAACAAUGAGAGGUGACAUUGCUUUGGGAAUGAUCGCUUUCUUAUUUGUACAGUCGGUCACAGGAUGCCCAGAAAAAUGCCAGUGCAUGGAGACUGAGAAAGUAGUACGUUGUACAGGUACAGGACUCUCACAGGUACCUAGAGGUAUUGCCCUAAACACAGAGACCCUGUACUUGCAGAAUAAUCAGAUCCACACAAUAUCAAAUGCUGACUUCACUGGUAUGUCGCAGCUACAAACUUUAGACUUGUCCAACAACAUCAUUUCAAACUUAUCAUCAGAUACGUUUGAUGGACUACAUAACCUUCUCAUCCUAAAGCUGGCCAAUAACUCCAUCACCAAUGUGGACAACAAAAUGCUCCACUCAACUGGGAACCUGCAUCAACUGGACCUGUCCUUUAAUCACCUUACUAGUUUGCCAGAGGGUUUGUUCAACAACCUGCAGAAUCUGACAUCACUAGCAAUGCAUCAAAACCAACUUCAACACAUCAGCAGGUCGCUGGUGGAUUCCCUGCCAAGUCUACAAGCCAUCAUGUUCAGGAAAAACCAGUGGAAAUGUGACUGUCAUCUAACGGGAUUGAAACUUUGGUUGGAGAGCUUCCUCUACACAGGAGGGAAGAUUGAUGAAAUUCUAUGCACAGAACCAGAGGACUUAAGAAGUAAGGACCUCAUGAGAAUCCCGCAUGAAUUAUUCCAGGUGUGUUCCUCCGUAAAGGACAAGUCAUCUCACGUUGACUCCGACCAGAGAAGUCCCACCAUCCAAACGUUGCAGCACAAACUGGAGCCAGAGCACAGCCCAGACUGCACCCCGAAGGCCAAGCAACGGUCAGGCAGCUUACGGCAUGCCAUUGCCACUAUUGUGGUCACUGGAGUCAUCUGUGGCAUUGUCUGCCUGAUGAUGCUGGUGGCAGCUGUUUAUGGCUGUUCCUACGCCUUUAUCAUGGCCAAGUACCAACGGGAGCUCAAGAAACUCGACCAUCUGGGUCCCGAUGUUGAACAGGAAAAUGCUGAAGAGAAGGAACCCCUAGAUAGCUCAUUGGUAUGAGCUUGAGCUCCCCUCUACUGCCUUGUCAAGAGGCAAGAGUAGACACAAAGUGCUGGAGUAACUCAGUGGGUCAGGCAGCAUGUCUGGAGAGAAAGAAUGGGUAACAUUUCACAGAGUGCUGGAGUAACUCAGUGGGUCAGGCAGCAUCUCUGGAGAAAUGGAAUAGAUGACGUUUCACAGAUUGCUGGAGUAACUCAGCGAGUCAGGCAGUAUCUCUGGAGGAAAGGAAUAGGUGAUGUUUCGGGUUGGAAUCCUUCUUCAGACCCAUUCCAACCCAACACAUCUCCUAUUUCUUCUCUCCAGAGCUGCUGCCUGGCCCGCUGAAUUACUCCAACAUUUUGUGUCUAUCUUUAGUAUAAAGCAGCCUCUGCAGUUCCUUCCUACACAAGAAUCAAGAGUGUUUAAUUGUCAUAUGACUCUAAAUGAAACAAUGGCAUUCUUAAGACAAUAUCAAUAUCAAGACAAUAUUAAUAUCCAUAAGACAAAUUGUUGGAACAUUGUAAAUCUAUAAUGAACAUGUCUUUCAUGUGGGAGAAGGCGUCUAACAUCCUAGACUGUUUUAAUUUUCUAAAGAAUUUUGGACUUUGUGUAGUUUGCAUGUACAUCACAUAUUGUGUAUAUGAGUUGCGAAUGGCUUGAAUCAGUAUCAACAGAAUUAUGAAAAAACUGAAGAAUGAAGACAGGAAUGAGACACAAACAUGUCAAAGGGAUGUCAAUCGACUGUGCAAGAUGCAGCUCGUGUCUUCUCUUCUGAAUACUUACUGUAGGUUGGUUGAAGUGUGUUAACGGCUCGAUAUAAAUAUAAGUUGUUGCUGUGGUUUCUUCUGGGAAAGUGUUAUAACUGGGAACACAUUGGCCUCCUUCACUAAAUAUAAAUGUUAGCAAUUUGUAUUAGGUUUUUGGGUUGUAAUUACUCAUGUCUUGUAAGAUGUGAACACUAUGGCCUUUCAAUUAUGCAUUGAGUUGUGGUAGGCCAUUGGUAUUGCAAUCACAAGAAAUAUGUUUGUCCUAUUUCUAUAAAGGUAUACAUUCAUUAAUAAAGUAAUUCAAUGGUGGUGAAUCUGUGGAACUCAUUGCCACACAAAGUGCUGGAGUAACUCAGUGGGUCAGGCAGCAUCAGUGAGGUCAAGUCAUUGCCACAGAAGGCUGUGGAGGCCAAGUCAAUGGAUAUUUUUAAGGCAGAGAUAGAUAGAUAGAUUCUUGAUUAGUACGGGUGUCAAGGGUUAUGGAGAGAAGGCAGGAGAAUGGGGUUAGGAGGGAGAAAUAGAUAAUCCGUGACUGAAUUGUGGAGUAUACUCAAUGGGGCGAAUGGCCUAAUUCUUCUCCUAUUACUUAUUAUCACUUUAUGACUCAUCUUAAAGUAUUCUGUUCUCACGAGUAGCGUUAUCUAUAUAAUUAAAAGUCUCAUCAUGACCACUUCCUGUUUGCACUGUGCUUUGAUUUUAGAAAAGUCGCUACCAUAUAUGGCUGUGAUUUUUUGGCCAUCUUACUCAGAGUCGUCCUCCGCUGCGCAGGCCCCGAGGAUUUUUCCCAUCGAUGAAAAAUAAAAGACAUUAGUGUUUAAAAAUUCUUGAGAUUCUCUCUCCUGUCAAUCACCACCAUGAAGGCUACGCCCCUUCUGGUGGGAGGGGGAGGGGGAGGGACUAUAAAACCCGGAAGUGUGGGCGUGGCUCAGUCUGUCUGCAAGAUGGUAAGGGAGAGGUCACGACUCUGUGUCUCAGCUGGGAAACUACAGAACACUGUGAGAAUGCAAUGUACUUGAUUAAAUGAUUUGUUAGCCCUUAAUGAAAAUGAAAUGAGUUGUUUGGCCUGCUCUGUGCUUGAAACUGCAAUGGCAAUGGAAAUUAAGUGACAAUGCAAUCAGCUGUUUGGCUCGGCCUGCCCUGGGCUUGAAACUGCAAUGCAAUUGGAAAUGAAAUGAGUUGUUUGGCCUGCCUGAAACCACUAAUUCAGCCCACAAGCCCCCUAUUAGCCGAGAAACCAGUCCCUCUUGCCCCAAAUGCCCGUAUUAGCCCAGGAGGAGCAAUUUGGCCCAAAAGGCCUGUGCCAGGCCAGGAAAAGUCCAGAAAAAGUGCCUUUCACUGAGAUUUCACAGAGAUUUUUUUUUAAAGAGCCCUUUCGGCCCAACUGGGCUGUACUAGCCCAGGAGUCCAUUCAGCCCAUCAGUAAGUAUUUCCCCCUGCAAAUAUUAAACCUCACCCCAGUAAUUUUCUACCUCACUUCAUUUGUUCCCUGUGAGAUCCAGGCCAGGAUAGACAUUUCUCCUUCAUUGCUGUGAUCUGUAGAAAAAGAUGAAAAAUGUCUAAAAUUGAUUCUCCACCCUCUCCCCCUUCUCGCUCAUGGUCUCUCUCACCUGUUUUGGGCUGAAAUUCUGGCAGUUUCUGAGCAGCCAGCCCACCAGGCCUGAGUGACUGAGCUGCCAGCCCACCAGGCCUGAGUGACUGAGCUGCCAGCCCACCAGGCCUGAGUGACUCUGCCAGCCCACCAGACCUGAGUGACUGAGCUGCCAGCCCACCAGGCCUGAGUGACUGAGCUGCCAGCCCAAGAAUCCAUUCGGCCCACAAUGUCCAUACUAGCCCUCUGGAAACCAAUCCCUUUGGCCCACAACACCCGCACUAGCGCUCCAGAAAGCCCCCCGUGGAAUAUUGCGUUGGGGGACCAGCCAUCCCGUGUGAACAUGGGACCUAACGGGUCCCAUUUAGUCUAGUCAUACGUAAUUUUUAAGUUUAUUUCACUGGAGACCUGACAUUACUUCAGAAUGAACUUCUGAAAGAUGUUUUGAUGUCACCGUGACCAAUAACCGUGGCCACCUAUUAUUGCCUACGCAGAAAAUGAAAACUAACGGCGAUCAAGAUUUCAGCUGGAAUUCAGGGUCAAUAAUAUUAAAUUAAUAACAGAAAGGGGGAGGUAAUUCUGCAAAAAUAAUCAUUUAAAAUAUAUGUACUGUGAAAAGUAUUCUCUAUAAUCAGUAACAAACGUAUCUGAAAUUUGAAAUGAAAUUGUUGAUGAUGUUAUUGGCAUCUGCUUCUGUUUUUCUUCACUAUGACCUCACCAUGCUUGUGAAAGCACCCUGCUUCUGAACAUCAAAUAGACUUUAUAAAUCUCUCCAUUACUUGCUAUCUUUUGUUUGCUUUGUUUUUCUGAACUUUAUAUUAAUGCUUUCAGUAAGAACUAUUUGCCAGUAGAUUCUGUCGUAUGCCAAGUGUGGGUUGCAAAUAGACGCAAGCAUCAUCGGCAAAGCAUGUCUUCAUUGCCCCAGAUGGCCAUUUCAAUUGGCCACAGAUGGCAAUAUCUUUGAUGACACAUAUGAUUGUUUUCCAACCCAUAUUCAUUAUGCCCAUCUUUCCCAAAGUAAAGUUUUGAGUGAAACUUUGACCACAUGACAUGUGGCUAUAAGCUCGUGGCGACACAGAGGUUACAAGCAAUUUACACCAGAACAUGGGGGAAUGUAGCCAACAAUCAAUAGUGGUGCAGAUAGACACAAACUGCUGGAGGAACUCAGCGGGACAGGCAGCAUCUCUGGAGAGAAGGAAUAAGUGACGUUUCAGGUCAAAAUCAAUAGUGGUGAUCAUGCUCUAUAUCACCUCCAUCCUUCCAUUCCACUCUUCAUUACCCUGCUGGGCAGCAUGGUGGCAUAGCGGUAGAGUUGCUACCUUACAGCGCUUACAGUGACAGAGACCUGCGUUCGAUCCCGACUACUGCUGCUGUCUAUAUGGAGUUUGUACGUUCUUCCCAAGACCUGCGUGGGUUUUCACAGAGAUCUCCGGAUUCCUCCCACACUCCAAAGAUGUACAGGUUUGGAGGUUAAUUCGCUUGGUAAAAAUGUAAAAAUUGCCCCUAGUGUGUGUGUAGGAUAGUGUUAGUGUGCGGGGGUCGCUGGUCGGCACGGGCUCGGUGGGCCGAAGGGCCUGUUUCAGCGCUGCAUCACUCAACAAAACUGAAGUAAACCACAUAUUUACACAUCUUUCCACGAUGCGUCUUCUCACCUGACCAUCCGUUGGGAUCAAAGAUGACUUGUUUCUGCUCUGAAGCAUGCAGUUCUGGCCAUUUCUGUCCAAAUGUCCCUUAAACCUUUUUCCCACCGAUGUCCGGCCAGUGACCAGUGGACUGUGCAGACACAGGGGAGCCAGAUGGUCAGCACUCCUUCUACGCACGCUCUUUAUACUGAGAGCAAACUCUACAUACUACACGCUUAACUUUUACUGCUGCCAUGGACUUUGUGAAACAAAUGCUACGUAUUUUCCAAGUAGGCGUUUGAAGUUUGUUUUAAAGUUAAACCACAAAGCUCUUUGCAUAGGUGAACAUCAUUGUUAAAUAUCAGGAUCAGUGCUUUUAUAGUGCCAGUAGACAACUUACAGUUCAUGCCAAUCCACAUGGAUCUGUGUUUUACUCUUCGGAUGAGCCAGUAGAAUGUACCGUCCGUCCCGUCACUAACAAACCCACUGAGUAGCAGAACUAACGCUGAGGAAAAUUCCCACACGGACCUUUCAGUCCUCGACCUCCUCCAUUGCCAGAGUGAGGACACAUGCAAACUGGAGGAAAGGCAUCUGAUAUUCCACUUGGGCAGCUUACAAUCAGGGCAGCACAGUGUCACAAAGCUGCUGCCUUACAGCGCCAGAGACACGGGAUCAGUUCAGUUUAGUUGAGUUUAUUGGCACGUGUACUGAGGUACAGUGAAAAGCUUUUUGUUGCAUGCUAGCCAGUCACUGGAAGGACAUUACAUGAUUACAAUCAAGCCAUUCACAGUGUUCAGAUACAGGAUAACAAUAUAACACUUACAUAGAAAAUAGGUGCAGGAGGAGGCCAUUCGGCCCUUCGAGCUAGCACCGCCAUUCAUUGUGAUCAUGGCUGAUCGUCCCCUAUCAAUAACCCGUGCCUGCCUCCCCAUAUCCCUUGACUCCACUAGCCCCUAGAGCUCUAUCUAACUCUCUCUUAAAUCUAUCCAGUGAUUUGGCCUCCACUGCCCUCUGUGGCAGGGAAUUCCACAAAUUCACAACUCUCUGGGUGAAAACGUUUUUUCUCACCUCAGUCUUAAAUGACCUCCCCUUUAUUCUAAGACUGUGGUCCCUGGUUCUGGACUUCCCCAACAUUGGGAACAUUUUUUCCUGCAUCUAGCUUGUCCAGUCAUUUUAUAAUUUUAUAUGUUUCUAUAAGAUCCCCCUCAUCCUUCUAAACUCCAGUGAAUACAAGCUUAGUCUUUUCAAUCUUUCCUCAUAUGACAGUCCCGCCAUCCCAGGGGUCAAUCUCGUGAACAUACGCUGCACUGCCUCAAUCACAAGGAUAUCCUUCCUCAAAUUAGGAGACCAAAAUUGUACACAAUACUCCAAAUGUGGUCUUACCAGAGCCCUAUACAACUGCAGAAGAACCUCUUUACUCCUAUAGUGAAAUCCUCUUGUUAUGAAGGCCAACAUUCCAUUAGCUUUCUUCACUGCCUGCUGUACCUGCACGCCAACUUAGUGCAAUGUUCGAUCCUGACCACGGGUGCUGUCUGUACGGAAUUUGUACGUUCGCCCCGUGAACUGCGUGGGUUUUCUCCGAGACGUUAAUUGGCUUGGUAAAUGUAAAAAUUGGCCCUAGUGUUUGUAGGAUAGUGUUAAUAUACGGGGAUCGCUGGUCUGCACGGACUCGGUGAGCCAAAGGGCCUGUUUCUGCGCUGUAUCUCUAAACUAAACUAAAUGAAAAGGUUUCACCAGUGAACCGUUGGCGGUGCUGUGAAUUCCCCCAUGUUGAGCUGUGGAAUCUACCCACUGAUCCUGCAGAGAUCUGGCAGAGGUAUAGACAGCCCAUCUACAUCAAUGGCAACAGCAGCUGCAAGGCACAGGCAGGCAACUCAAAUGUUUACUGGAAUCGCUGGAGUUUGUUUGAUGCUUCUAGACAUUAAAGAUUGUUUUAAGUGCUUUCUUCUUUAGCUUUUCCAAACAAAUUAAACAAUUUAGAAACAUGGAACUGCAGAUGCUGGUUUACAAAGCAAGUGCUGGAGUAACUCUCAGGAGAACAUGCGGUGGCAGGCAGCAGAUGGGAGGGAUGAUGGGUCUGAAGAAGGGACUCGACCCGAAACGUCACCCAUUCCUCCUCUCCAGAAAUGAUGCCUGCCUGGACUGUAAAAGGUACCACAGCUGGAGCAGAAGGAAGGGAUCCAAUGUACACGUAGAUACAGGAUAGGUUGCAGCAACUGAAGAAAGGUUUGAGGCCCAGAAACCCCCCAACAUCACGGGUGGCUGCUCUCUCCGGGUGAGGUUGAGUACUCGGCCAGAGCCCAUCCUGAUUUCACCAUGGUGCCAGCUCCGUGUCUCCGACACAGCUUCACCAAGGCUUAUUCUCUGCCGUGGACGCCAAUUCACUGGAUGUUUUCACGAGUUAGAUUUAGCUCUUAGGGUUAACAGAAUCAUGGGACAUAGGGAAAAAGCAGGCACUCGGCACUGAUUUCAGAUGAUCAUAUUGCAUGGCGGUGCUGGUUUGAAGGGCCGAAUGGCCUACUCCUGCACCUAUUUUCUAUGUUUGUAUAUUUCUAUGAUGCAGGCCAGGAGGUGCUGGAGUUCACACCUGUAUCCAGCAUCUAGGUACAGAUCUGGUCAAUGGACAUAGAGAUUCUAGAACAUUGCUUACUGCAGGAGGAGCAAGAACCAAAGCUGACACAGCCAAAAUCAGACAGCAACUGAUGCAAAUAUUUGUGGAGGUGCGAGCAAAGGUCAGUGACGGGCUGUUAUACGUUGCUGGGAAGUCUGAAGCUAAACACACGGGACCAUAACAUGGUAAAGUGCCCCUUGCCAACUGCACAUGGCAAUGCGGCUUGCAAUUGUACCCAGGCUGAGUGAUACAUGGCACCACACUUCAUUAUGGUUAAGAACAACACAGUACGUUGAAUGAACGGGAUUGAAUCGGU